Anopheles stephensi (Asian malaria mosquito) is the source of this 5121-nucleotide messenger RNA. RefSeq lists its product as uncharacterized. NCBI's taxonomy places the organism in Eukaryota, Metazoa, Arthropoda, Insecta, Diptera, Culicidae. Bases 1 to 5121 code for a protein of 1706 amino acids. Gene Ontology annotation, biological process: DNA integration. The record is from RefSeq and is a predicted model, not a curated record. Gene Ontology annotation, molecular function: nucleic acid binding. The transcript has a single exon.
AUGAAACGCCGGCAAGAGGCGGAGAGGAAACGGGUGGAGCUAGAACUACAGCUGAAAUUCGUGAAGGAGGAAGAGGACUUGCUAGCCGAGGAGUUGGGGAUAAAAGACAAUCCGGAAACAUCAACUUUGUUACCCUCCCAUGCGGCGGAUAAUAUGGUGCAGCACUCACAGCGGAAGGAGCGUGAACAAAUCCAGCGUGAAGGCGCGCAUCGUGGUACACCUACCGAAUUGCCCGUGUUUGCCGGUGACCCGGCGGACUGGCCGCUAUUCAUAACGUUUUACGAACACACCACGGAAAAGUGCGGACUUUCCAAUUGGGAAAACAUGCUACGACUGCAGAAGGCGCUGAAGGGUCCCGCGCUAGAAGCAGUGCGAAGCAGGUUGCUGUUGCCGGAGGUGGUGCCGCAAGUGAUAGCGACGCUACGAUCACGGUAUGGGCGAUCAACACAUCUCAUCUCGGCGUUGAUCGAUAAGGUGCAUAGAACCCCUGCACCGUGUUUGGAGAAGCCGGAAACUGUGGUUGCUUUCGGCGAGGCAGUGCAAAGCAUGGUGGACCACAUGAAGGCUGCUGGACGACAGGCGCAUCUGACCAACCCCCUGCUACUGAAGGAGAUCGUGGAGAAGCUGCCGAUAAGUGAGCAGUACAAUUGGACGCGGUUUGUAAGCCACAUCGAGGAGCCGGAUCUUCUGAUGUUCCGGGAGUAUAUGGCCGAGUUGCAGAGCACCGCGGAAGUGUUAAGCAGCCGGGAGUCACCAUCGUUGAAACAAGCGGAGCGCAAGAAACCCAGCACGAGAGGCUACGUGCACACGCACGUGGAGACGCAGGGAGCGACGCCAUCCGGAACGAAUCACUUUAAGGUAGGAAAAUCUUGUCUAAUUUGCGACAACAGAGGACACGAGGUGGAUAAGUGUUUCGUGUUUGGUGCGAUGGCGGUGAAGGAGCGCUGGAUGAAGGCGCGUGCACUUUCCUUAUGCUUCGGCUGUCUGGGGAAGCACAAUUGGCGGACGUGCCACAACAGACCAGUAUGCGGCAGGGAGGGGUGUACGUACCGGCAUCAUGCGUUGUUGCACGGCGCAGAUGAGGAGCGUGGGGUCAGUAACGGGACCAGUGCUUCGGUAUCGGUUCGAGAUGGCGGAAACAACGGAGGUGCUGUAGCGGAAAGUAAUCACCACCAGCACGCGUUAUCUUCUUCGAAUACGCUCUUUCGCAUUGUACCCAUCACUGUGUAUGGCCCGACGUCCACGGUGACAACGUUCGCCUUUUUAGAUGAAGGUUCGUCCAUGACGUUAGUGGACGAGGAUUUAGCGGAAGAAUUGGGUGUCGAAGGGGAGGUGGAACCUCUCUGCAUCCGUUGGACCGGAGACACUACCAGGGUUGAGGCUGGUUCCAGGCGCGUAAAUUUCAAGGUGGGACCCGUCGGUUCCGCAAAGAGUUUCGCGAUCAACUCGGUACGGACGGUUCCUAAGCUGAAUCUACCUCGUCAAUCCUUCGUACCGGACGAAGGAAGGUGGGAACAUCUAAAACGCCUACCGGUAAGGGAAUAUCAUGAUGCAGAACCCAAGGUGCUAAUCGGGUUGGACAACCUGCGAUUGAUGGUCCCUCUCCGGACAAUAGAAGGAGCGGCUGGUGACCCCAUCGCGGUAAAGACGCGAUUAGGUUGGUGCAUUUAUGGGAAGCCGAUGAAGGUGGAAUGUGAACGGCUGUUGCACAUUUGCGAAUGCAACAACCAGGCAGAGAUUCUCGAAACGAUGCGCAAGUUCUAUGACUUAGAACAGGUGGGAGUUGUUCGCGUAGUCGAAUUAGAUCCGGAUGUACGACGUGCGCAACACCUUUUGGAAACAACUACUGUUCGUAUCGGCAAGCGUUUUGAAUCGGGUCUCUUGUGGAAGGCGGACGAUAUACAGCUUCCUUCUAGUAUCGGUAUGGCAAGUCGCAGGUUCGAUUGCCUGGAGAAAAGGAUGGAACGAGAUGGGCAGCUCAAGCUGCAAGUACGCCGCCAGAUUCACGAUCUUUUGGAAAAGCAAUACAUACACAAGGCUACGGCGCAAGAACUGGCGGAGGCUGACCCGAAACGGAUUUGGUACUUGCCAAUAGGAUUGGUGACGAACCCAAACAAACCGGGAAAGGUUCGUUUGAUUUGGGAUGCGGCGGCUAAGGCACAGGGUAUUUCGCUGAACGACGUGCUGCUCAAGGGACCGGAUGAGGUUAUGUCUCUACCUGGCGUACUUUUCCGCUUUCGUCUGUAUGCAGUGGCGACGUGUGCAGACGUGAAGGAAAUGUUUUUGCAAAUUAAGUUGCGAAAAGCAGACAAGCAUGCACAGCGCUUCUUAUGGCGGGAUGAUCCUGCACACGAGUUGGAAACCUACAUCGUGGACGUCGUGACGUUUGGGUCUACGUGUUCACCGGCUACAGCACAGUACGUCAAAAAUCGAAACGCAAGGGAGCACAUCGAACAAUUUCCACGAGCGGUAGAGGGCAUCCUUGAGAGUACCUACGUGGACGAUUUCUUGGACAGUUUCGGGACGGUAGAAGAGGCGUGUCAGGUAGCCAAGGAGGUAAGGGAGAUAUUCCGCAACGGUGGGUUUGAACUCAGGAACUGGAGCUCAAAUGAUUUGAUGGUUACAAAAUCUCUCGGCGAGUCAGAUGGCGGUACCAUCAAAUGCUUAUCAUCUACGGGAGAUGAUACGGAACGCGUGUUGGGGAUGCGUUGGAAUCCUGCAUCCGAUGAAUUAGGAUUCUGCACUCGGGCGUGCACGGCGGUAUCAGGCGUUCUAACUGCAGAGCGGAUUCCCACGAAGAGAGAGGUAUUACGGUGCGUUAUGUCGUUGUACGAUCCCCUUGGACUGCUGGCGAUGUUCGUAAUACACGGGAAGAUUUUAAUACAAGAUCUAUGGCGAACCGGCACGCAGUGGGAUGAGGAGAUUAGUAGCAACCAAUACAGAGACUGGCGCAGAUGGGUGGAUCUUUUCCAAACGAUUGCCGAUAUACGCAUACCUCGAUGUUACUUCACGGAAGCCUGUAUGAAGACGUACGAGAACAGCGAAUGGCAUUUGUUCGUCGACGCCAGUCAACACGCAUACGCAUGCGUAUUGUACCUCCGCAUUGUCGACGACACGGGUGAGGCGCAAUGUACUCUUGUGGGAGGAAAGGCUAAGGUUGCGCCAUUGAAGCCACUCACCAUACCGAAGCUAGAGCUUCAGGCGUGCGUUUUGGGUGCGCGAUUUCUGUUAUACACGCAGGAACAUCAUCCAAUCAAGGCUAAACGACGAGUGCUUUGGUCGGACAGUACCGUCGCCUUGUCAUGGAUAAGAGCAGAUCCUCGAAACUACAAACCUUUCGUGGCCCAUAGAGUGGUCGAGCUUUUGGAGAGCACCUCGGCGAAUGAAUGGCGAUGGGUGCCGACUGACCACAAUCCGGCGGAUGAAGCGACGAAGUGGAAAGGAAGAUCGAACUUCAGUUACGACAGCACGUGGUUUCAAGGACCAUGGUUCUUGCAGGAAAAGGAAGACAGCUGGCCGAAACAGAGGUCGGUUGAUACCGGCACAGCGGACGAGGAACGACGAGUAAAUUUGCAUGUCGAAGCCACCGACACAGGAUUGUUACCAAUUCCUUACGAGAGGUUUAGUAAACUAGAGAGGCUGCAGAGGACGAUUGGGUGGAUCGUAAGAUAUGUGGGCAAUCUAGGCAGGAAGGUGAAAGAUGAACCAGCGCUAGGAGGGAACCUCAAGCACGAAGAACUCUGCAAGGCAAACGUUGUUUUGUGGAAGCAGACACAGCGUGAGUUCUUUCCGGAAGAAAUUCUUAUCCUGAACAGCGAGAAUGGCGGCGAUGGAUCUAAAGGAAAAACGGUAUCUAAGCGAAGUCGUAUUUACCAACUGCUACCAUUUUUGGAUGAAGAAAACGUGUUACGCAUGCGUGGGAGAAUAGGAGCGGCGGCGGAAGUUCCGUACUGCGCAAGGUAUCCUGUGAUUCUUCCAAACAACUGUAAACUGGCGGAGCUGAUAGUGGAUCGGUACCAUCGAGUCUAUCGUCAUGCUAACAACGAAACGGUGGUGAACGAGUUGCGUCAACAAUUCCAGAUUCCUAAGUUGCGAGUAUUGGUGAUGAAGGUAGCGAAGAGUUGUGCAUUUUGCACAAUACGGCGGUCGCUACCACAAAUUCCACCAAUGGCACCUUUACCUAAGGAGAGGUUGGCAGCUUUCGUCAGGGCAUUUACCUUCGUUGGACUGGAUUACUUUGGACCGGUGUUGGUAAAGAGAGGAAGGUCAAACGAAAAACGGUGGGUAGCACUAUUCACGUGUUUGACCAUACGAGCCGUGCAUCUGGAGGUGGUGCACAGUCUGUCAACGGAAUCGUGUGUAAUGGCGGUCAGGCGAUUCGUGGCGCGGCGUGGUGCUCCUGUGGAAAUCUUUAGCGACAACGGGACCAACUUCGUGGGUGCUAGCCGACAACUGCAGAGGGAGAUCCAGCAGCGCAAUGACAUCCUAGCGGCAACUUUCACCAACGAGCACACCCGUUGGACCUUUAACCCGCCUGGUGCUCCACAUAUGGGUGGAGUAUGGGAACGUAUGGUACGCUCAGUGAAGGCAGCGAUUAGCACAGUGAUGGAGGUGAAGAACACUCCUGAUGAUGAGACGUUCGCAACAGUUCUCUACGAUGCUGAGGCUAUGAUCAAUUCCAGACCGUUGACCUAUGUUCCGUUAGAUCCGGAGAACCAGGAGGCGAUCACACCAAACCACUUCCUGUUAGGGAGUUCUUCGGGGAUCAAACAACAACCAGCGUUACCGACGAACUAUAGGGACAGUUUAAGAGGAAAUUGGAAACUAGCACAGCAUAUCCUGGACGGUGUGUGGAAAAGGUGGAUUAAGGAGUACCUGCCAGUUAUCACGCGACAGUGUAAAUGGUUUGAAAAUGUCCGUGAGAUUAGGUCAGGAGAUUUGGUACUGGUGUUAGAAGGUACAAUUAGGAACAAUUGGAAUAGAGGAAUUGUUGAAGACGUUAUAAGAGGAGUCGAUGGCCAUGUGCGGCAAGCAUGGGUUCGGACAGCUACAGGGACACUAAGAAGACCAGUGGCGAAGCUAGCCUUACUUGACCUGAAGACUCAAGGUGACCAUACGUAG